AUGCCCAUUGAAGUGACCGAAACUGCGACCCAGGCCGCCGCCCGCGAGGAGCGCGCGAAGGCAGGCAGGCCUGCACAUUGGCUGAAUGACGCGGGCACGCACUUUCACAACCCAUGGCCGAGCUUCCGCGAAUCAGUAACAAACCUUUCCGACGUUGGCGGGAUAAUCGGGACCUUCGCACAGGCCAUCUUCUGCCCACAGUCGACAGCCCGCAAAGACGAAAUCCCGCGUUUCGUGCCAGACUGGGCCGAGUUCGCGCCAGAGAACGACAAGACCCGGGGAAAGGUGCGGGCCACGUGGCUCGGCCAUGCGUGCUUCCUUGUCGAGCUACCCGCCCCCGUGGCUGGCGCGCGGGGGCCAAGAAUCCUCUUUGACCCGGUGUUCAGCGAUCGAUGCUCGCCGAGUCAGAUUAUGGGGCCGAAGCGGUAUACCAAGCCGCCGUGUAAGCUCGAUGAGGUACCCGAGUUUGACGCAAUCGUCAUUUCGCACAAUCACUAUGACCAUAUGGACACCAACUCGCUCAAAGUCCUCCUCUCCCGCCCCUCUGCGCCACACGUCUUCGCGCCUUACGGAGCUGCCAACCAGUCCUACUUCCGGAAACUGGGUGUGCCGGCCAACCGCACCCACUGCCUCGACUGGUGGGACGCGCGGCGCGUCACGACAACCCUCCCCUCCGAUAAGGCGGCCAGCAUCGCGUUUGACGUCACAUGCACUCCGGGACAGCACUUCACGGGUCGCGGGCUGCACGACCGUUGCCACACGCUCUGGGCUGGCUGGGUUGUCGAGUCAGCGCCCGGGCCCGACGACAAGAAGGUGAAGACAACGGGCAAGGUGUACUUCGCGGGCGACACUGGCUACCGCUCGGUUACCUCGGACACGGAUGACGGGCCGGACGACCUCCCCGUCUGUCCUGCGUUCAAGGAAAUCGGCGAGCGCUGGGGCGGGAUGGAUCUCGCGCUGAUUCCCAUUGGCGCUUACACGCCCCGAUCCUUCCUGUCGCCUGUGCACAGCGCGCCGCGGGAUAGCGUCGCGAUAUUCAAGGACGUCAAGGCGCGGCGCGGCCUGGGCAUGCAUUGGGGCACGUGGCUCCUCGGCGCGGAGCAGAUCCUCGACCCACCGGAGAAGCUCGCGGAGGAGGCGCAGAAGGCCGGGCUCAAGGAAGGUGCGUUCACGGUGUGUGGCAUUGGCGAGACCGUGCUCGUGGAUGCUGGCGGGAAGUAA
Mycena indigotica is the source of this 1221-nucleotide messenger RNA. Its product is annotated as Zn-dependent hydrolase oxidoreductase family. Gene Ontology annotation, biological process: N-acylphosphatidylethanolamine metabolic process; N-acylethanolamine metabolic process. The record is from RefSeq and is a predicted model, not a curated record. Bases 1 to 1221 code for a protein of 406 amino acids. The transcript is spliced from 6 exons. Gene Ontology annotation, molecular function: N-acylphosphatidylethanolamine-specific phospholipase D activity; zinc ion binding. NCBI's taxonomy places the organism in Eukaryota, Fungi, Basidiomycota, Agaricomycetes, Agaricales, Mycenaceae. Gene Ontology annotation, cellular component: membrane-bounded organelle; cytoplasm.